Messenger RNA from Oncorhynchus keta (chum salmon), 3546 nucleotides. RefSeq lists its product as uncharacterized. Bases 13 to 1596 code for a protein of 527 amino acids. Lineage: Eukaryota; Metazoa; Chordata; Actinopteri; Salmoniformes; Salmonidae. The transcript is spliced from 6 exons. The record is from RefSeq and is a predicted model, not a curated record.
ACACUGUGUCCUAUGAUAAAUAUACUGUAUGUGGGUACACUGUGUCCUAUGAUAAAUAUACUGUAUGUGGGUACACUGUGUCCUAUGAUAAAUAUACUGUAUGUGGGUACACUGUGUCCUAUGAUAAAUAUACUGUAUGUGGGUACACUGUGUCCUAUGAUAAAUAUACUGUAUGUAGGUACACUGUGUCCUAUGAUAAAUAUACUGUAUGUAGGUACACUGUGUCCUAUGAUAAAUAUACUGUAUGUAGGUACACUGUGUCCUAUGAUAAAUAUACUGUAUGUAGGUACACUGUGUCCUAUGAUAAAUAUACUGUAUGUGGGUACACUGUGUCCUAUGAUAAAUAUACUGUAUGUGGGUACACUGUGUCCUAUGAUAAAUAUACUGUAUGUGGGUACACUGUGUCCUAUGAUAAAUAUACUGUAUGUGGGUACACUGUGUCCUAUGAUAAAUAUACUGUAUGUGGGUACACUGUGUCCUAUGAUAAAUAUACUGUAUGUGGGUACACUGUGUCCUAUGAUAAAUAUACUGUAUGUAGGUACACUGUGUCCUAUGAUAAAUAUACUGUAUGUAGGUACACUGUGUCCUAUGAUAAAUAUACUGUAUGUAGGUACACUGUGUCCUAUGAUAAAUAUACUGUAUGUAGGUACACUGUGUCCUAUGAUAAAUAUACUGUAUGUAGGUACACUGUGUCCUAUGAUAAAUAUACUGUAUGUGGGUACACUGUGUCCUAUGAUAAAUAUACUGUAUGUGGGUACACUGUGUCCUAUGAUAAAUAUACUGUAUGUGGGUACACUGUGUCCUAUGAUAAAUAUACUGUAUGUAGGUACACUGUGUCCUAUGAUAAAUAUACUGUAUGUAGGUACACUGUGUCCUAUGAUAAAUAUACUGUAUGUGGGUACACUGUGUCCUAUGAUAAAUAUACUGUAUGUGGGUACACUGUCCUAUGAUAAAUAUACUGUAUGUGGGUACACUGUGUCCUAUGAUAAAUAUACUGUAUGUGGGUACACUGUGUCCUAUGAUAAAUAUACUGUAUGUGGGUACACUGUGUCCUAUGAUAAAUAUACUGUAUGUGGGUACACUGUGUCCUAUGAUAAAUAUACUGUAUGUGGGUACACUGUGUCCUAUGAUAAAUAUACUGUAUGUAGGUACACUGUGUCCUAUGAUAAAUAUACUGUAUGUAGGUACACUGUGUCCUAUGAUAAAUAUACUGUAUGUGGGUACACUGUGUCCUAUGAUAAAUAUACUGUAUGUAGGUACACUGUGUCCUAUGAUAAAUAUACUGUAUGUAGGUACACUGUGUCCUAUGAUAAAUAUACUGUAUGUGGGUACACUGUGUCCUAUGAUAAAUAUACUGUAUGUGGGUACACUGUGUCCUAUGAUAAAUAUACUGUAUGUAGGUACACUGUGUCCUAUGAUAAAUAUACUGUAUGUGGGUACACUGUGUCCUAUGAUAAAUAUACUGUAUGUGGGUACACUGUGUCCUAUGAUAAAUAUACUGUAUGUGGGUACACUGUGUCCUAUGAUAAAUAUACUGUAUGUGGGUACACUGUGUCCUAUGAUAAAUAUACUGUAUGCGGGUACACACACACAUAAACACACUUGAGCAUACAGAUAGAAACUCAACACAAAGGGGAAGCAUCAUUCCAUCAUGUUGUGACCCAUAGCAACACUCUGUGAUAAUCUAGUAUCUGCAUAGAACAACAUUUGCGGUAGAGGGACCCGGUCGUCAUGGCGACAACAGUAAAACAGCAAGGAGAAACAGAAAACGCAAAAAUACUUUUGGCAUUGGAUGGAGAAGAGAGUGAAGGGGCAACAGAAUUAACAUGAGUGGAUUGUUUAGUGUGGGCUGGCUAUUGGGAAAAAUCCUUACAAACAAGACUAGAUAUGUCUUAAAAGCCAGAUCCAAAUGGAGUGUUUCUGAAGAGUCUCUUCAGAUGAGAAGAGACUGAAAGGCUGUGGAUUCUACUCAAUGGAAUGUGUGUGUGUCAUUGUGACAUCACUACUACUCUAUAUGUGCGACACAUAGUCUCAUUCAAUUAAAACUAUGCAUAUGCACUAGACCAAGUAUAGACUAUCUACAUGUACCCUGACAUGGACUCCACCUGUGACCGCAGCCAGGGGGACCAGCCAUUUUACUGCCCAGGUUCUAGUCGUGUCCCAUGGUCAAACCAUACCGGUUACAUAUGGUCCAUACUCUGUCAGAUGUUUGGGGAUGACUAGGGAACUCUGCCCCCUGGAGGUUCUCCUCACCUUAACUCCAGCCGUGACAAGGUUAUGAACAACAAAGUGUGAUGUUGUUGCAUGUGUUACCGUGCUGGUCAGAUGGUUCCUCUUACUGGAACAACUGUAGUGCUCCAUCACACACUACAUCAGGGCUGUCAACUCAUUUUGACCCUGGGGUCUCAAUCACUCCUCCACGAGGGCCAGAGAGAGGGCCACGCUGAAAAUCGGUAACAUUUAAUCACCGUCAACAUGGACACAGUCAAGAAACAGACCUCUUUUACACUACUUGGGAAGCCUGUCUGUUAUACUUAGACUGAACCAGUAUGUCCUUUGUGAGGAAACAUCAUUGUUGAUUGGUAACAUAGACCCAGGUGUUGCUUCACCUCCGUUGUUACAUGAAAUACAUGUGUUCUGAUGUUUUUGUCUCAUAUUACCACUGAUUUAUUUAUACUUUCCUUAAAUCAGACAAACAUUGUGAGGGGCAUUUGUUUUGAGGGGCAGGACAUGGGUUGGGUGGGUUACUUUCUACAUGUAAUCCAUUACAGUUACUAGUUACCUGUCCAAAACUGUCAUCAGUAGCGUAACUUUUGGAAUACUCAAAACUCAGAAACGUAAUCUGAUUACUUUCACGCGUUUGGUGUCAUCAUAGUGGUCUCUGACUGGACAGACUCACUCAGCUGGAACAAACUUCAACUUCAAUGUUUUUUAAUGCUGAUUUGAAUGCUAUGGAGAAAACAGAAAGGUUUCAUCAAUUAUUUUGUCACAAACAUCCUUUAUGAUUUAUGAUUUUCAAGUAAUCCAAGUAGUAAUUAUCUAGUUUUUCAAAAGUAUCUGUAAUCUGAUUGCAAUACUUUUGCUGGUAACAUAACUGAUUACAGUUACAGUUUUUUUGUAAUCAGAUUACAUUAAAUCAGUUACUCCCUAACCCUGGGCGGGACUGCUCAACCCUUCUCCAUAGGACCCUUGCUUGUACGGCUCUCUGCUCUGACCCUAACGUGGUUCACCUGACCUGGUUCAUCUUACAACAAACAUAUAUUUAUUAACAUCUGGGUCAGGAGCUAGAGGGGAGGACACACUGGGAGUGCGUCUCUGUGGAGAGGAUGGAGCGGCCUGGGAGUGGGUCUCUGGGAAGGGGUGGAGCGGCCUGGGAGUGGGUCUCUGGGAAGGGGUUGGAGCGGCCUGGGAGUGGGUCUCUGGGGAGGGGUUGGAGCGGCCUGGGAGUGGGUCUCUGGGGAGGGGUUGGAGCGGCCUGGGAGUGGGUCUCUGGGGAGGGGUUGGAGCGGCCUGGGAGUGGGUCUCUGGGGAGGGGAUGGAGCGGCC